Molecule: messenger RNA, 1470 nt
Organism: Paramacrobiotus metropolitanus
Lineage: Eukaryota; Metazoa; Tardigrada; Eutardigrada; Parachela; Macrobiotidae
Product: cAMP-dependent protein kinase catalytic subunit 1-like
Exons: 2
Coding region: 370-1443 (357 amino acids)
Biological process (GO): peptidyl-serine phosphorylation
Cellular component (GO): nucleus; cAMP-dependent protein kinase complex
Molecular function (GO): cAMP-dependent protein kinase activity; ATP binding
Source: RefSeq, a predicted model, not a curated record
AAGCCGCAAAAUAUACUGUAGUACAACAAAAACCAAGGCAUAAGCGUCGUCCGAAAGCCGUCAGGCUGCGGCAGUGUUCGUUUACCCAUUCUUAGAAGAUGGAUUUCAAAUCCAACCGGACGGCCAAUGUUGCCAAGGAUAAUCUUCUUUACUAACAGUCGAAAACGGGGAGACGUUUAUGACAAUUUGCUUUCUGUGCUAUUAUUGUACUAAUACCGCCUCGAAGUGUACUGGUUUUAUGCUCCGCUGAUGUAUCCGGCCGUUAGGGCCUGCGCCGAAAUCUAAUUCGAUUUUUUCCUGGUUACCUGACUCACUUAUAAAUGUCGCAAUUAUGCCAAUAAAACCCUCGAUUGCAUCCAGGGAACUACAAUGUCUGCGGCCACUACGGAUUUCGACAAUGACUUCCUGGAGAUUGCCCAAGGCACGCAAUGGCGUGCCGUUCUCGAAGAUGGACGUAGGGCUUUCAUUGAUCGAUGGAAGAACAAGAACUCAGCCAGCCAUCGGACGCUCAACGAUUUCGACCGCAUUAAAACACUGGGUGCCGGUUCGUUCGGGCGCGUUAUACUGGUCAAGAGCAAGGACCGCGGAGAGUACUUGGCAAUGAAAAUCCUCGAUAAAGAGAAAAUUGUCAAAAUGAAACAAGUGGAGCACACUAUGAAUGAGAAACAAGUCCUCUAUUCCAUCAGGUUUCCGUUUUGCGUGAACAUGGCUUAUCAUUUUCAGGAUAAUGCCAAUUUGUAUAUGUGUCUGGAGUUUAUCAGUGGAGGAGAGCUGUUUUCACACUUACGCAAUUUCGGAAAAUUCCCCGAGCCACAAGCGAAAUUUUACGCUGCCCAAGUGAUAAUGGGGUUUGAAUAUCUGCAUUCCCUCGAUCUGGUGUAUCGAGAUCUGAAACCUGAAAAUUUACUUCUCGAUAAUCAUGGCUAUAUACGCAUAACGGAUUUCGGAUUUGCUAAGAGAAUAAAAUCAAGGACCUGGACGCUCUGUGGAACACCAGAUUACUUGGCGCCGGAAAUAAUCUUGAGCAAGGGCUACAACCGCGCAGUUGAUUGGUGGGCGGUCGGAGUACUGAUUUAUGAGAUGUCAGCUGGUCUUCCUCCUUUUAUGUCGGAUCAACCCAUACAAACAUACAACAAGAUUGUCAGCGGGAAAGUAAAAUAUCCAACGCAUUUCUCGCCCGACUUAAAAGAUGUUGUGAAGAACAUAUUGCAAGUCGAUGUCACAAAGCGCUUUGGCAAUCUCAAGGGCGGAGCAAACGAUAUAAAAAACCAUCCCUUCUUUGCUGAGACAGACUGGAUGGCUUUAUACGGGAAACGAAUACCGGCUCCGUUUGUGCCUAAAACUAAGGGUCCAGGAGACGCUAGUAAUUUCGAUAAAUAUGAUGAGGAUCCCAUUCCCAGUUCGCCGACUGAUAAAUAUGCGCGGGAAUUUGCUGAUUUUUAAUUUGUUGGAAAUAAAUUUUGUUGUUGU